Phyllopteryx taeniolatus (common seadragon) is the source of this 1420-nucleotide messenger RNA. Its product is annotated as proteasome subunit beta type-11-like. The transcript has a single exon. NCBI's taxonomy places the organism in Eukaryota, Metazoa, Chordata, Actinopteri, Syngnathiformes, Syngnathidae. The record is from RefSeq and is a predicted model, not a curated record. Gene Ontology annotation, molecular function: threonine-type endopeptidase activity. The coding region runs from base 569 to 1330 and encodes 253 amino acids. Gene Ontology annotation, cellular component: proteasome core complex.
UAUAAAAAGCAGACGGCGUACAACUUGGGGCCGACACUUCAAGAUUCGUCAGAAAUAUUUUUUGUGGUCAACAAAGACGAUCGACGGCGGAAAAUCAAAGACGACAACGGCUCGACAAUGCUGACGAAGAAUCAACAGAGACGAAGACAAUAACGCCAAAGUGGAAGAAAGAUCAACAACGACUGAUCGCUGAAGACGGCAGCAAAGAAUUGACGACAAAAGGUUGACGACCACGGAGGUUUAAUAACAAAAGGACCUUUGAAGACGAAGAAUCGACGCCGACAAUAAGCGGUCUCGACAUUGACGCCCACAAAGGGUCGAAGACGACAUUGCCGAUAACGAGCAAAUGACCGACAUAGGCUCGGCACUGAAGACAACAAUAAUAAAGACGACAAAAAAGACAACCGCGACUAAUCAAGAAAGACACUGACACAGGAGCCGCGACAACGAAGGUAUAGAAAGAACAGUAAACUGUGACGGUUUCUCAUGGCUUGGUAAGAAAAAGCAGACAGCACGGCGAGGAAGGUCAGAAAUCUCGUUUGCCGUAACCACUGAGCGGUUGUGUGCGAUGGCGUUACAGGACGUGUGUCAUUUCCGGGACUACGCUCUGCCUACGGCCCCGUUGGACUUUUACAUGCCGGCUGUGGAGUGUCCCCUACAAUGCGGCACCGUGAAGAAUCCUCCACCCUUCGCCGUGUCUCACGGCACCACCACCCUGGCGUUCACCUUCCAGGGCGGCGUCUUGGCUGCCGGGGACACCCGCUCCACCUGCGACGGGCUGGUCGCCAACCCCGACUCCGAGAAGGUGGCGCCCAUCCACAGUCACCUGAUAGGCACCAGCUCGGGCUCGUCGGCCGACUGCACCCUCUGGAAGCGGAUCCUGACUCGGGAGCUGCGGCUCUAUCAGCUGCGAAACGGCCGCCGGGUGUCCACGGGCGGCGCCGCCAAGCUGCUGUGGCACAUGCUCCUGCCGUUUAAGGGCACCGAUGUGUGCGUGGCCACCACCUUGUGCGGGUGGGACGAGGGCGGCCCCGGCAUCUUCUACGUCUGCAGCGACGGCACUCGGCUCCAGGGAACGCUCUUCUCGGUGGGCUCGGGGUCGCCUUACGCCUACUCGGUUUUGGAUCAAGCGGUGGAGUGGGGGAUGUCCACGGAGGAGGCCGUGCGGGUGGCGAGGGAGGCGGUGUACAGAGCCACGCACAGGGAUGCCUACUCGGGCAAUUGCGUGGACAUCUACCACGUCACCUCCGCCGGGUGGACUCGCAGGGAGCGCGAGGACUUGAAAGACGAAUAUUACAGAGAGCACAUGGCGGAAGUUGAUCACCUCUAAGGUGGAACAUUCUGAAUCCUGCAAACGAUACGUCGCUAAAACCGCAACGUGGUGGCACGCUAGACGAGCACAUCUGCCUGACAUUCCUGA